Messenger RNA from Auxenochlorella protothecoides, 1587 nucleotides. Its product is annotated as Peptidyl-prolyl cis-trans isomerase PASTICCINO1. The record is from RefSeq and is a predicted model, not a curated record. NCBI's taxonomy places the organism in Eukaryota, Viridiplantae, Chlorophyta, Trebouxiophyceae, Chlorellales, Chlorellaceae. Bases 1 to 1587 code for a protein of 528 amino acids. The transcript has 14 exons. Gene Ontology annotation, molecular function: peptidyl-prolyl cis-trans isomerase activity; protein binding.
AUGGCCUCCGCAUUCCAGUCCUGCCUUGCGCUGCUGCAGUUGCAGGUGUACAGGGAGACGCUGGAACUACAACCGAAUGUCGACGAAAAGGGAAUCGACGACGAAGCCGACUUCCAACAAGCAGAGGACUUAUCAAAGGGCGCCAUCCUAAAGGCCACCUUGAACGAGGGAUCGGGAGAGGUACCUGCCACAAACGAUCUGGUCUUCCUGCAUCUCCGGAUCGGCAAGGGGAACUCAUACCUCACAAGCACCAGGCCCGAGGAUGGGGGGCAGGGCCACCCCCAGCCAUUCAUCCUCGGCAAGUCCAAGAACCUGCUGAAGGGCCUGGAACUGGCAGUGCGAGGCUACGCCUAUCAGCACAGGACCUGGGUGCUCGAUAUACCUCCUGGGCUUCGCAAGGGGGACACCAUCCACGCGGAGGUGGAGCUGGUGGAGGUGGUGCCGGGCAGGACAGUGCGAGCAGUGCUGGCAGCCGAGGAUACAUUUAAGGUCACGGAGCAGGCGGGGAGGGACUUUGAGACCCCCCGGGCUCCUUAUAAGGUCAAGCUCCACCUCAGGGCUUCCACUCCCUCCAGCGACGACAGACCUCUGGGUGCCAGUCAAACUUACUUCACGAUGCAAAGCCUUGACGCUGCUCUGCACUCCAUGGUGCGAGGCGAGCGGAGCAUUGUCACCUGCCCGCACGAGGCAGCCUCGGGUGGGACCCUGGUGCCGGACCCUGACGCGAGUGGGAGCGGCCGCGCAGAGUUUGCCAUCGAGCUGCUCGACUUCACCCAGGUCCGGGACCUGACUGGGAGCGGGGAGCUGGUCAAGACGAUCAUGCAACAGGGCGAGGGUGUGUUCCCGGUAGACUGCCCGGUGGAGGACAGCCUCAUCCAGGCCCACUGGCGUGUGAGGAGGCAGGGCACGGGGGAGGCUUGGGUGUUUGAUACCCGCUCCGCAGGCGAUGCGCAGAGGCCCAUCGAGUUUGACACCGGGAUGGCCACUGUGCCAGACGCGGUGGACAUGGCGGGAGUCACCGAGGGGGACACCCUGGAGUUCGAGGUGGAGCUGGUGCACUUUGAGCGGGACCAGAUCCGGGAGGACACCACGACUGCCGGCCGGCUGACGGUGGCCUCCAAGUGGAAGGACCAGGGCAAUAUGCUCUUCAAGAGGGAGCUUCUUAAGCUGGCCAAAGCCAAGUACCUCAAGGCAUCCAAGGUCGUGGAACGGAUUGUGGAUUAUGCAGACGACCAGACCUAUGAGCAGAGCCAGACGUUGCAGGCAAGCAGGGCUCGGGGAGAUUUUGUCUCCUGCUAUCUCAACCUGGCGCUGUGUGCAACAAAGCAGCGGGAGGCAGCGGAGGCCAUUCACUACUGCAACAAGGCCCUGGAGGUGGACCCAGCAUGUGCCAAGGCGCUGUUCCGCCGAGCUGCGGCCCUGGCACUGGUGGGGGAGUACGCAUCGGCCCGCGAGGACCUGCAGGCCGCCGUCAACAUUGACGCCUCCCUUGAGCCGGACGCCAAGAGGGAAACAGCGCGGCUGGCCUCGCAGGAAAAGGCCCAGGCCGCCAAGCAGCGCAAGGGCUUUGGCAGGUUCUUCAAGUGA